Molecule: messenger RNA, 3831 nt
Organism: Talaromyces stipitatus ATCC 10500
Lineage: Eukaryota; Fungi; Ascomycota; Eurotiomycetes; Eurotiales; Trichocomaceae
Product: nuclear pore complex subunit Nup85, putative
Exons: 3
Coding region: 1-3495 (1164 amino acids)
Biological process (GO): mRNA export from nucleus; positive regulation of DNA-templated transcription; protein import into nucleus
Cellular component (GO): nuclear pore outer ring
Molecular function (GO): structural constituent of nuclear pore
Source: RefSeq, a predicted model, not a curated record
AUGUCAUUCAAAUUCCCCGAUUCGAGUCCUCCUUCGACUCCAGACAAGCCACAAAGUCCUUUCAGCAACAUUUCCACAACUCCCGCAGGUCCACCCCCUUCUUCAUCGACCUUCAGAGACUCGAGAGCGGGCUCGAGAUCGAAUGUCAACUUUAGUGAGUCUGCUUUCAGCCAGUCAGGCAACUUUGGUGGAAAUGAAAGUCUCUUCUCGUCCAUCUCGUCAUCCGGUGCUCCUUCAUUUUUGGAUUCGAAAAGCUCAGUCAUGUCAGGAUCAUUUGGCAAUUUUGGACAGCAGGCCGGUGGCUUCAGAGUAGUAAAUGGGGGUAAUAACCUGAAGGUGCGGAAUCGAAAGCCUCAUGGCUUGAGUCAGAUGACUACAGCUAGUGAUGAUUGGGAAGACGAAGAGGAUGUAGGUGAGGGGGAAGAGCAAGAAGACGCGGAGACGGAAGAAGAUGAUGACGAUUAUGACGACAAAGAUGAAGAUGAAUACGAAGACGAGGGAGAGGACGAAGAAGACGAGCAUGAAGAUGAUGAUGAACAAGAUAAAGACGAAGACAGCGAGAGAGAUAUGCAAAUGGAUGCCACGACUGACCUUUCAGGUAUGAAAAAGGGAUUUACGGAUCCGAUAUUCACAGGCUUUGGCCAAAGCACUGCUCCUGGGCAGAAGAGAAUAUAUUCCAAUCCUAACAAUGCCAAACGCGCCAAAAUUGACGAAGAAUGGGCCAUAUCGUCACCUCAAGCUUCGAAGGAUACAAUCGGUCCACGAAAGACUCAAUCUCAGUUCCCUUCCGUGGCUCGCGACUUAACCUCACGAGCAAAAGCUCCCGCUGUCACAGAACCUGGUGAAGUAGUGAUUCAAACGGAUUAUUAUAUCGGUGCACUACUAGAUAAACUUCAGCAGAAUGAAGAGGAUGAUGCUGAAGCUCUCGUUAUACUUUCCGAAGCAACAGCAGCUCUGACUGACUUUUGGGGUGCUGCAUGCGAGCAGAAGAGGAAGCAGACAGGCCAAUAUCGACCCCACGACAAUUUUGGGCCCGGCGACAACGCAAGCGGUCUUGAAAAUGCCACAGUUGUUGCAUCACUUCUACUUCAGCUACACCAUCCUCGUGUCAAAGGCUCCGAUCGACGUAACUUCAAGUCUUCGUCUAAUGGUCAAUCUCUGGCUCUUGUCGCAUCUAUCCCUAAAUCAUACACUCCUAUUCCCAAAGUGCUAACUGACUGGCUCAACGCAAACCACCUUGGUUCAUUGCAUGAAAUUGAAGCCUUGCAGCAGACUAGCCCUAAUCCAACAGCUUCUCCGCAUUUCUGGGCAAUUAUCCAAGCUGGAGUCCUACGUGGACGAUUUGGCGAGGUAGCAGCACUCCUUCGAUCAGCUGACUUCAACUAUGCUCAUUCAGCUCUAGAAGAUGGUUUCUCUCAGCCUGGCUAUCGUGGAAUGCAGUUACAGACCGUACAGAAGAGUGUCAACAAGGCAAUACAAAUGCUGGAGGCAUCCCCCAUAAAUCUGGAUAGCGAGUGGGAUAUCCUUGGAUUGGACUGGACAGCGUACAGAAAACGUAUACAGUCUGCACAAAUCGAGCUACACGAACUUGCUGAGGGCGACAAACCACCACAACAGGCAGGCGGUACUCGAUUUGAAGCGGCUCAAUUUGGAGCCCCUACUCCGAGCUUUGCUCGAUCUCAGUCUGGGUUCUCAUUCGCUCAAUCUUCGCGCAUGGCGGAAAGCCGCGUACCGUGGUCAAUUUAUCAGGGUAUUAGUGAUAUUUACGGGGUUAUCCUUGGCAGGCCAUCAGCCAUCAUGUCUGUUGCGCAAGACUGGAUUGAAGCAACCGUUGGACUGACGGCAUGGUGGAACGGGCAAGAGGUUAGCAACAUUGCCGUAUUCGGAAAUAGGGACGAGCCCACUGAAAUCGAUCGACAAGACGCAUAUAUCCGCCGUCUGAACGAUUGUUUUGGAGAGGUCACGGAUGGUGCACAGAUGAAGUCGCGACCUAAUCCUCUCAAUAAACUAGACGUGGCGGUGGCCUGCGUGUUCGAAGGGAAUGUGGUCGGGGCGGUCAAGCUACUUAAAACAUGGUCACUGUGUAUUGCUUCCGCUGUUGCUGAAAUAGCGCACGGAGGGGGCUGGCUCGAGGUGUCUACCUCUAAUAUACCCGGGUUUCUCAAUCAAGACGACUUGAUGGUGCUGUCCUAUGGGCAAAAUGGCAACGCCUCCUUGGACCAAAUCAGCAAAGAUGAUGUGUUAGACGCUUAUGCAGAGGCGCUGGGCUGUAGAGAUCAGUUCGAGUACGAUGGGACAGUUCGCAAAGGCUGGGAAAUGGCUCUGGAAGUUCUCAGCAGAAUGGAGGAUAACAAAAACACCAGAAAGAAGGUGUCUAGGUUGUUGGAGAAGAUACCUGUCGAUACGGUGGCGCAGGUAGAUCAAGUGAUCACCUUGUGCGUUGAUCUUGGAUUCGAAGAUGAAGGUCGAAAGAUUGCAGCGAACUUUGGCGAAAAAAUCAUAGCCGAGGGACAGACACGUGCAGAUUGUGACUAUGGCCUUGCGAUGAUCUGUUUUGCUCGAGCACGCUCUGUUCGUAAGGUCAAAGAGAUUGCUAACAAUCUCAUUGCUUACUCGUUACAACAAUCUCGCGCUUGGCCUCCAGAAGAGCAGCUCGGGGGUCAAUUGCGUGCAUUAGUUCAGAAUCCUAAGAUGUGUCUCGCGUCUAUUGCGUCAGCCGACAACGAGGCGGCUCAGAUCAUACAAUUCUAUGCGAGUGGUUAUGCGACAUUACGUCGAUUUUAUGAUCACCGCGACGAACCUGUACUGGCUAAAGGCAGAAAAUCCCAUCUUCGACCCCUAGCGAGGAAGCGAGCCGCAGCUCAGGCACUACUUGCGGUAAUUCGAAGUUCUGCUGAUAGUAUUUAUGGCGGUCUUUAUGAUCCCGAGAGGGACUCCGCCGUGCUUGUCGACAAUUUGAUGGCCCUCUUAGGUGAAGCCGUCUUGUUUGUCAAUGAAAAACCAUCUAUUCUCUCCAUUGAGCAACAAUCCAAUAUUCUCGCAGCGAUCGAAGACCUCGAGACUGUAACUCCACGUGUCUAUGCAGCAGCCAAGGAAUUCUUCUACGAAUGUCUGAACGAGUACAUCUACGAAACGACCGGCGAACCUCGCAAAUCAUCGUCGUCGCCAACACCAACCGGUUUGAAGAAAUCCGCUUCAGGUCUAACAGCCUCAAGCAGCUUCUCCAUGAUUGAUAGCCACAUGGCCGAUUCAUCGAUGACGCAUGCUACGAACAAUACCAUCGCAUCAUCUGGUGUAUUAGUGCCCAAACCAGACGCAGCCUAUGAAUACGCGAAGCCAAUUGAGAGGGUGUGGGAUUGGAGAAGUGGUCUUGCUGAGUCGUCUGCGGCAAGUGGAGGAGCGUCGGAAAAUGAGGAUGGAGACUCGAUCAAGCCGGAUAAGAAGUUACUGCGUGUUUUGAGGUUGCGGCUGGCACAGGAAAUGACGUGGCGGUAGAUUUCCAAUCUUUCGAUUCUUUUUGCCUUGAUGACGAGCAGUCUUUCUCAUUGUCCUGAGUCAAGCCAAAUCAAAUGUGUUUGGAUUGGGUGUGCUAGUCUUUUUCUCUGGCCUGGAGGUUUGGUUCACAAAGGCCAGGGGAGAGACUGAUUUUGUGUAUUGUACGAGUAUGUUUCUACGGGGUGAAUAGGGAGACCUCUUUUUCUUUGAGCCGAAUCUUAUGGGGUUUAAUGGUCGUACAGACAGGGUAAAGUAAGACCCAUUCACUGCCUGGGUAGGAUUUGAAUUACUCGAAUUCGGAAGCCCAAAUCUGAUGACCUAUAACAGGCGUGUGCA